Messenger RNA from Amoebophrya sp. A120, 909 nucleotides. The record is from the annotation of a GenBank genome assembly. Lineage: Eukaryota; Dinophyceae; Syndiniales; Amoebophryaceae.
AUGGUGCUCGGAGGACUCAGCCACCAAAUAUCGACCGCUUUCGCGUCCCUACCUGCAUGGAGGUCUCGCGGUAGUGAGCACUACGCCACCUCCACAAGCCACGAAUCUCCUUCGCGUUUCGGAGAAGAUGAGCUGCUUCGUCUUCCUGACACAGGUAGUUCCGGGAGUUCGUCUUCAUCCUCAUCAAGAAAGACGUCUUCGGCCAACUGGUGGAUGUUGCCGGGAGCUGCAAAUCUGGGAAGCAAGACUGGAAGCAGACCACACUCGUUGUCGUCCUUUCAUGGGCUCGACAGCGGUGUAGUGCAGCCACGAACGCGAGCGACCUCGUCACUGCAGCGUACUUCUGAAUCUGAUUGUACACCGGUGAUGAAACGCGACAAACAUACACAAUCAUCAACGCUGCACCCAAAUCGAAACCCAGGAGACAGCCACAGCAAGACCUCUUUUGUCGAAGCCGGUCUGAUGGGCAAGGAACACCACCAUGAGGAGCACGACCACGGCGAAGGCCACGAAAACGACCACGACAAGAAAGACCACCACGGAAACAAGACCGAGCCCCAAGACCCGAAACUCCGAGCAGCGGAGGUGAAAGCGGCGGCUAGGUCGGCGUUUCGGGUGGCCUUCAUCGGAUUCAUGGCGGCUUCUUCGGAAUGGAUGUCGGCGUAUGUGGGAUACCAGAUGGACGUACUUUAACGUUGUGCUUUGUUUUGCUAUCUAGAGCUGGUAGAGUUGUGCAUAGCAAACUCCAAACUUCCCUGCCGUCGUUUCUUGUCUUUUGUGAAAAACAAAACUCUCCAAACACCAAAACAGAUCGUGCUGGAUGAGGAAGACAGCAAAGCCGAAGACGCGAAAGACCGAGUUAUGGAAGCGAGGCGAGCCGCGGGGCCAGCACCGCAGAUGAUGCGGUGA